Aureobasidium musti is the source of this 834-nucleotide messenger RNA. Lineage: Eukaryota; Fungi; Ascomycota; Dothideomycetes; Dothideales; Saccotheciaceae. The record is from the annotation of a GenBank genome assembly.
AUGACAGAUCCUACAGUUCCUCCUGAUCUCGCUUCUAUUCUUGCAACUCUUGCACAAUUCGCACCACAGCAACAACAAGAUCAACAACAAACUCCACCACCACCUUCAGCCACAACUCCAUCAACCACAGAUCCUCGACUCCAAAGACGUCAACAAUCCCAAAAUCCUCAUGCAACAGCACAACCAUGGAACCAAGCACCAAGUCAACUUCAGCAGAACGAGGCUCAAUCAACGAGUUCAUAUAAUCCUCAAGCUGCAGUCUUUCAACCUGUAAAUCCACAAGGACGGGCACCUUCACAGCCAUCAAGGACAUCAGUACCUCAACAGCAGGAACAGACUAUCAUCGAUCCAGCAACUAUCACUGAGUGGUCUGCUGGGUUGAGAUGCGUUACCAAAAUCGCUGCUCAGAAUCCAAUGUUUGCGGAAAAGAUUCGUGGUUUGAUUAACGAUCAAAGACGAAACGAGAUGCAAUGGUAUGUUCUGUUGAGAAAUAUCAAAACAAUUGGCAGCACAAACACCACCACANACCCCCAAACCCCCGAAGAAAAAGCCGCAGAACUCGCUGCUUUUGAUCAAAAACUCUACAAAGCACAGCUUGAUAUGAAUGAAAGCAUGUCUCAAGUACUCAAGCACUUAGGUGUUCCUUUCUUUGGUACUCAUGCUGCAUUGGUCCUACCUGAUCAUGAUGGGAACGAUGAUAAAGAGGGUGGUAAAGAGAAAGUAGCGGAUGUGCAAGGAGACAGACCAAAGUGGUCGCCGAGAGUCACAGGCAAAGAGUUGAUGGAGUUGAAGAGGAAGAUGGUUGGGUACCUGGAGGACAUGUACAAGAACUAA